AUGAUUACGGAGGCUAUUCGACGGUUCAAAGGCUAUGACCACAAUGCUUACACCUACUAUCCCGUCAUCAUCAUCGGUGCUGGAGCGAGUGGUAUUGCCAUGGGGUGCCAGCUAAAGCAACAGCUUGGGUUCGACCAAUUCCGCAUAUUUGACCGUCAAGCUGGUAUUGGAGGGACGUGGUGGAUCAACAGAUAUCCCGGUGUUGCUUGCGACAUACCGGCGACUUUCUACUCUUUCUCGUUUGCGCAGAACCCAAAUUGGACAUCUUUCCAUCCACCUGGAUCGGAGAUUGUACAAUACUACCACGAGGUCUGUGAGAAGUACAAGAUCACCGACAAAUUUGAGCUCAACACAGACAUCGUCCAAUGCACAUGGCUGGAAGACGAACAACUAUGGGAGGUCAAGACACGACGAAUGGUAGCAGGCAUGGGUGACCUUUCCGAAAAAGACCGCAUGAAGCUGGUGAAAGAGAAGGGUGAAGAUGUAGUAUACUCGGAGGUGGAGAUUGUCAAAUCAAAGGUCCUUGUCAGUUGUGUCGGCGGUCUCGUGGAGCCAAGGGGCUGGCCCGAUGACAUAACCGGCCUCGAUGAUUUCAAAGGGCCUGUGUUCCAUUCCGCUCGGUGGGACCAGACUGUCGACUUCAACGACAAGAAUGUGGUUGUUGUAGGUACUGGCUGUAGCUCUGCGCAGAUCGUUCCGACACUACCAAACGCUCCCUACAACGCCAAGUCAGUAACCCAGUUGAUGCGAUCUCCGCCAUGGGUUGUCAAGGCCUUGGAUGCUCCAGGUGGUGAUGAAUGGUGGGAGAAGAACGGUCCGAAGUUGUUAAAGGCUGUACCGCCAUUGAUGAACCUGUUUCGAUUCCUCGUCUUUUGCAAUUCUGAAAGUGAAUAUUUCAAGCUGUUUCCCACAACACCUUAUGCUGAGAAGGGACGGAAGAAGUACGAAGAGCAGUGCCUGGAGCACUUGAAGAAAACGGUACCCGAAAAGUACCAUGAGAUCAUGACGCCAGACUAUGGAGUUGGCUGUAAGAGGCGGAUCUUUGACAAGCGGUGGCUGCAGAGUCUCAACGACCCAAAGAUCGAGCUCACGACACAACCUCUUAGGCGCGUGAAAGAGAACAGUGUCAUAAUAGGGCCUGGCGCAACGUAUCCGGCCAACGCAAAGGACGAGGAUUUUCCUGAAAAAGAAAUCCCAGCAGACAUCAUUGUCCUGGCCAACGGUUUCGACACCACUCGAUGGUUGCAUCCACUGCGAGUGGCCGGCAAAGGUGGCAAAGAUCUCGUUGAAGUCAUGGUCGAGCGAGGCGGUGCACAGGCUUACCAAGGCACGGCCAUGGACGGCUUUCCGAAUUUCUUCAUGAUAUUCGGGCCCAAUACUGCAACGGGCCAUUCUUCGGUGGUGAUGGCGGUCGAGAACAUAAUCAACUUCAGCCUCAAGUUCAUCAAGCUGGUUCUCAAUGGAGAGGUGAAGACGGUGGAUGUCAAACACGAAGCUGAAGUAGCAUACACGGCGGAUGUGCAGAAAACACUGAAGAAGAUGGUGUGGAUGACUGGCGGCUGCUCAAGCUGGUACUACACCAAGGAUGGUUGGAACCCGGUUGCUUACCCAUACACACAGACCGACUUCUGGAGGCGAUGCACCUGGCCCAAGUGGAGUGACUGGAACAUUGCAUAUACAAGGAAGGGGGCUGUAAAGAAGCUGCAGACCAGGGCAGUGCGUCUCAUGACUGUGGCUCUUGUCGUUGUCGCAGCUUAUCGAGUCCGUCAGAGUGGGUUGGGUGUUAAAGAUGUGGGAGCAGUGCUGCAAGGGGUUGUGGUAGGUGCUUUUAUGCAGCUUCGACAAGUUCUUGCUUUGCUGCAGAGCAAGAUUCUCUCUUUGAGGGCUUGAGGAAGCAUAGCAGACGCGUUAUGCAGGACCAAAGUACACUCGUAGAACGUGUCGAUGAAUGAAUCGUAGUGGACG
Molecule: messenger RNA, 1965 nt
Organism: Dothidotthia symphoricarpi CBS 119687
Lineage: Eukaryota; Fungi; Ascomycota; Dothideomycetes; Pleosporales; Dothidotthiaceae
Product: FAD/NAD(P)-binding domain-containing protein
Exons: 4
Coding region: 1-1890 (629 amino acids)
Source: RefSeq, a predicted model, not a curated record